AGCCAGAAUAGCUCCGCUUUAUUUUUUGCUCACUUAGUCCUUGCUGUCAUGUCUAGGCGUCCGGAUCCCGCGCGCGCUGCGCAAAACCAGCAAACCAUCAAGAAUCUGCUGAAAUUGGAAUCGAACAAGACCUGUGCGGAUUGCAAGCGAAACAAGCAUCCACGAUGGGCGUCCUGGAACCUCGGUAUCUUCAUCUGCAUUCGUUGCUCAGGCAUCCACAGAGGGAUGGGCACCCAUAUCAGCCGAGUCAAAUCUGUUGACCUUGAUGCUUGGACGGACGAACAAUUGCAAAGUGUUUUGAAAUGGGGAAACUCGCGCGCUAAUAAGUACUGGGAAGCGAAACUGGCGCCUGGUCAUGUUCCCUCCGAAUCAAAAAUUGAGAAUUUCAUUCGUACCAAAUAUGAAUCGAAGCGAUGGGUAAUGGACGGACCGAUGCCUGACCCCUCUACGCUAGGAAACGAUGAUGAUGUUCCACUUGCCGUUGUCCAAGAACGAGCAAAGCUUGAACGGUCCGCAUCACAGCGUGCGUCUGUCUCUAGCCAACCACCAGCCCGCCGACAACCGCAGCCAUCCAUUGAUUUCUUCGGGGACGACGACGCUAUCAGUCCUCCUGCGCGGCCUAGUACAACUGGUCCGAUGGCUGUUGCUCGCCCUCCACCUCCUCCCAACUCCGCACAACCCGCUGCUGCAAAACAGACAAAGCCCGCAGACUCCUUGCUCGGUUUGGAUUUCUUCGGCAGUUCCCAGUCUACCCCAGCCAGUCGUCCUGGCAGCACGGCACCUACCUCUGGCUUACAAGCAGGAGUUUCACGACCCGACUUGAAACAAUCGAUCCUCUCACUAUAUGCGACGGCUCCUAAGCCGCAACCGGCACCCGCACAGCAUGAACGAACGCCUUCUAUUGGAGCCGCUACCUCUGGACAAUCGAAUGUCAACGCUCUGACGGAUGCCUUUAGUGGAUUAACGUUCCCUUCAACUACUUCUCCACAGCCACAGCACAAGCCGCAAUCGUCGUCCAACGAUCUCUUUGCGGGCCUUACAGGAUUUGGGGGACCAAAAUCACCUCCGACAGCUCCCAGAGUUAGUUCUCCUGGGUCUACCGGCGGAGCAGGAUUGUUCGAUAGCAUGGCGUCAAACGCGCAGACCUCAAAGCCUAUUAGCACUCGCACCACAUCAGUGUCCUCCAACGGACUGGAUUUCGGGUUCUCGCGAAACUUUACAUCUCCAGUAUCACAACCAGCGAAGCCGACCCCACCAGCGCCGAGUGCUUCGAAUGAUUUAUUCGAUCUCGCAGCCCCGUCACAAUCUGAUAUAUCACCACCCGCUUUCUCUCAGCCGACUUCAUCAGUCUUCAAUCUCUCAUCCAGCACCACGACCACGACCACGACCACUCACCCAGCCCCCAAAGCUGCACCAACCACUUCGACAUCAAACGUGACAAGCAUGCUCUCCUCAUCAAGCAUUGAUCCAUGGGGAAGCAAUGCCUGGAGCACCCCUGACCCUGCGCCUGCACCUUCAGCCGCGAAACCAGCUACCACAGCACAACCUUCCAUUACCGACUCAAUGAGAAUGCCAGACACAUUGACUCCGCGCGAUAUCGGAGCAGGCUGGGGUGCACCCGCUGCCACCACUAUUACUAGCAGCACAACUACCACAACUACAGCAGCAACAGUUGCUCCUGAAGACGAUUUUGGCGGAUGGACCAGUGCAGCACCUGUUUCUACUACCACAGCUGGUACUGGCGGCGGUAGCAAGCCGGCUACAGGGGGUUUCGCGGGGAAUGAUGACUUGUUUUCCAAUGUAUGGGAGUAGAUAGGAAAGUUAUUGAUUGCAUUUG
Molecule: messenger RNA, 1837 nt
Organism: Talaromyces stipitatus ATCC 10500
Lineage: Eukaryota; Fungi; Ascomycota; Eurotiomycetes; Eurotiales; Trichocomaceae
Product: stromal membrane-associated protein
Exons: 5
Coding region: 49-1812 (587 amino acids)
Biological process (GO): endoplasmic reticulum to Golgi vesicle-mediated transport; endocytosis; intra-Golgi vesicle-mediated transport
Cellular component (GO): Golgi apparatus
Molecular function (GO): GTPase activator activity; metal ion binding
Source: RefSeq, a predicted model, not a curated record